AUGGGACCAAUUGCAGCCUGGGAUGUUCUUCUCAGCAGCCAGGCACCUGCCGCCUCAAAGCCAGAGGCACUAAAAAGCACAUCAUCGAGGCGCGCAGCCUCGCCCGCAUCUCGUCCGCCCACAAAGGCCGACGUUGGGCGACAAAGUAGCAUGCAAGAGGUCUUGAAGCGGCAACGCCGUGUCAAGGAUCAGAAGGAGGACCCGGUUGUCAUCGAAUCUGAGGAGGAGGGCGCGGCAACGUCGUCGAGGCGACCGCAGCUCCUCACUACUCCAAAGACACAUUCCCGGCCGGCUUCGAAAAUGGCAUCUCCCAUGCCCGAUGCAUCUUCACCAGAGGAGCCUACCCCGAAGCGCUCGCGAAUCACUACGAAGACCAGCAAGAAGACUGUCGAGCAGAUCUACCAGAAGAAAACGCAGCUGGAACACAUCCUCCUCAGGCCUGACAGCUAUGUUGGCUCUGUCGAGCGGCAGCAGCUCGAGCUGUGGACUCUUCCUGGAGGGAGCAGCAGCAGUGACAGUGCUCCCAGGAUGCUGCGGAGGAAAGUGGACUACGUGCCGGCUCUCUACAAGAUUUUCGAUGAGAUUCUCGUGAAUGCUGCGGACAACUUGAUUCGGGAUCCAACCAUGAACACCAUCAAGGUUGAGAUACACAAGAAACAGUCGCGCAUCUCGGUCUGGAACAAUGGCAGGGGGCUUCCAGUUCAGGUGCACAAGGAGCACCGUUGCUAUGUGCCGACAUUAGUUUUCGGCCACCUGCUGACCAGUGACAACUACGACGACAGUGAGAAGAAAGUCGUUGGUGGUCGGAAUGGCUAUGGAGCCAAGCUGACCAACAUCUACUCCAAGAGGUUCAUCGUAGAGACUGCUGAUUCCGGAAGUCGCAGCAAGUUUCGGCAGCAAUGGGGAAAUAACAUGAGGCAGGCAGACGAGCCGGAGAUCGUGCCAUACAAGGGGAAGGACUUCACAGCAGUGACCUUCGAGCCGGAUUUGCAGCGGUUCGGCAUGACUCACCUGGAGGACGACAUCGUGGCUUUGAUGGAGCGCCGUGCCUACGAUGUCGCCGCUUCCACGCGAGGACGCUGUGAGGUCUUCCUGAACGGGAAGUGUUUGGAGGUGGAUUCCUUCGAGGAUUACGUCAGUCUCUUCCUGGACCCCGAUGAUUUCCGAAUCAGCGAGGUCUGCAACGAUAGAUGGGAGGUGGCUAUCGCUUUGACAGAUGGCAGCGGCUUUCAGCAAGUCAGCUUCGUGAACUCCAUCUGCACCAGUCGAGGAGGCACGCACGUGAACUGUGUGGCGGAGCAGGUCGUUGCCGCAGUCAUGGAGGAGCUGGGCAAGGAGAAAGGGGCCAAGGGAACUCUGGCUGUGAAGCCACAGCACGUCAAGAAUCAUUUGUGGGUCUUCGUAAACUGCCUCAUUGAGAACCCGGCUUUUGAUUCGCAGACGAAGGAGACCUUGACCACGAAGAAGGAGCGCUUCGGCUCAGCGUGUCAGCUGUCUGAGAAGCUCCUCGCGGAUGUGUGCAGCAGCGGCAUUGCUCCACCCCCAGCAUGGACUUUGUUGAAGAUCGCGGUCGAUGCUGGCUUAAAGCAGGUCGAGACACUGCUGGAAUGGUCCAAAGCCUUGGGCAAAAGCCAGCGUCUCAACAAGUACCCAAGGACGCAAGACAGGACUCUGUUCGGCUGGCGCAUGCAAGCUUGCCGUGGAUCGGCAGGUGAGUUGGCACGGCAUCUCAACAAGAGCGUCAUGCCAGCUUUGGUCUUGGGGUGGAGCAGCUUUGGGCUGCAUCCACGAAUGCAGGGCCCUGGCAAUAAUGCCAACAACAUCCGGAUGGGUGUACCCAACAUGAUGAUGGGCAUGGGCCAAGGCAUGCGAAUGCCCAUGGGAAUGCCCAUGAUGGGCAUGCCCAUGAUGGGCAUGAUGGGCAUGCCCAUGAAUCCCAUGAUGGCCAUGCCGAUGAACCCCAUGAUGGGCAUGGGCAUGAACGCCGGCAUGGGCGCCCAGUCGCCGUCGCCGUCCGGACAAGGAGCCGACCGCAGUGCUGGGGUGAGUCCUGCAGCUAGCACGGCUGUGGUGCCGCCAAAGGUCGACACUCAGCCCAUACCAGAGUCUAAAGUGCUUCCACCGCACCUCCCGCCGGGUGUCGUGCCACCGGGUGUCGUGCCGCCGGGUGUCGUGCACCGCGAGCGAAGCCGCAGUCGAGACGCCGUGCGGGUACCAGCGAAGGCUGAGCAGGAGCCCGAGCCAGCUCGGGAGCCAACGCCUCCUCGAGAGAAGACGCCUCCCAGAUGUCAUCUUCACAACACAAAGAAGCCCAACACAAAAUGCAAGUUCUGCCAGAGAUGGGUGGCAAGUCAAAGCCAGGCCCAGCCCGAAUCUGACAAGGCUGACAAAGAAGGCAAGCACAAGGACGACAAGUCCAAACCCAAGGAUGCAGAAAAGGCCCAGGAAGACGAGGAAGACUAUUCUCGUCGGACUUUCAAGUGCAGUAGCUUGCUCAAGGACCAGAUCUUUGGCUCUAGCUACUUCAAGAGCCUCUUAGACAUCAGCGAUCUCGACCCCUUGACGGAAGAGAUCGCUAAGUACGCCGACACCCUCGACGUGUACAACUCGGGGAACAACGUGCAUCCUUCCUGCUUCAUUUGUCAGGUCUAUCGCCUCUUCACGCUCCCGCAGUCGGAAGACUUGGAUGAGCUUUUGGCACACCUGGAUGCGAACCCUUCUGCCAAGGUUCGCUGUGCCGCCUUCCUGUACGUUCGCUUUGUGGUACCUCCACACAAGCUGUGGGACAAGCUAGACGAGGCCCUCUUUGACGACCAGGAACUGAAGUAUGUUGAUGGCGACAAGCAGGUUACUACCACCAUUCGAGAGUAUGUGGAGAAUCUGCUGGUCAAGGACAGAUACUACAACACUCCGCUGCCGAGAAUUCCAGUGAAGGUUCGGCAGCAUUUGGAGAAGGAGCUUGCUCCCCUCUCACAGUUUCGCAAGCGCAUGGCUGCGGUCCAGAGGGAACUGCCUCCAAAGAAGGUUGCCGGCACAGCCGUGGAAGUUUACGUAGAUGGCAACUGGCUGCCCGGCCACAUCAAGAGCUACGUAGGCCAGCACAAGCGCAAAGUGAGUAUUCAACUUGACGAUGGCGCGAUGGUACAGUCCCACUUGGGAAAGGUUGUGCUGAGAGAUGAGGAAGUAUCUGACAAAGACAAGGAGAAAGACAAGGACGACAAAGAAGAGAAAGAUGAGGCUGUGGUCGACGAGAAGAAGGAGGGCGAUGAAGAGGAGAAGACAAAGGACGAAGACCACGACCAGAGAAAGAAAAAGAAAGACAAGAAGGACGACCGGGACAGCAGUCGCAGCAGAAGUCGUAGCCGCAGCAGACAUCGUAGUCGUAGCCGCAGCCGCAGACGUCGCGGUAGCUCUCCAGAUUGGGCGCGCUACAAGGGCUCCAUGGAUCCCAGCGAGAUAGAGAGGCUGCGAGAAAAAGCUAGAGAAGAGGCAGUGGUCGGUGUGGGCAAGGCCUACUCCAAGAGACCAACCACUGUCGAGGGUGAGAUGUGGCGGGGAAGCGGGUCCGAAGGGCGCGUCUCCAUGCUCGGCGGCUCUCACAGCUAUAGCUCGACCCGAUCUUCCGGCGCAAAGGGUCCCUCUGACACUGAGAUCAGGAGCAGGAUCUCACGUGAAGAGGAAGAGGAGCACAAGAGGCGAAUGCGAGAGAUCUAUGAGAAGUACGGCUCUGUGUCAAAAGCGACAUCCGGUAACACGGGGACACAGCGCUCCUCAGAGAUUGACCAGCCAGACGAUCUGGGUCUUCAGAAGCGCCUCUUCGGAAUACCGAAGCUCGAGGAUGCGAACAAGGCCGGCACCAAGCAGUCUCGGGACUGCACUCUCAUCAUCACGGAAGGAGAUUCGGCCAAGGCUCUGGCAGUGGCCGGCUUGAGCAUCGUAGGCCGGGAUCACUACGGGGUGUUCCCACUCAGAGGAAAGCUAAGGAACGUCAGGGAACUGACGGAGAAGCAGAUGAUGGAUAACAAGGAGAUUGAGGCUCUGAUGAAGAUCAUGGCCUUCGACGUAUCCAAGAAGUACCAGGAUGCAAGCAGCUUGCGGUACGGCUCCUUGAUGAUUAUGACGGACCAGGACUUCGACGGAUCCCACAUCAAGGGCCUCGUCAUCAACUUCAUAGAGCACUGGUUUCCUGGCCUCCUGCAGUGUGAAGGCUUUCUGCGCGAGUUCGUGACACCAAUCGUUAAGGUCAGCAGGGGUGAUGAAGUGGUCACCUUCUUCACGGUGGCUGAGUACGAAGCCUGGAAACAGGCUAACAACGGUGGCACGGGGUGGGCUUGCAAGUACUACAAGGGGCUCGGAACCAGCACUUCUGCAGAGGCUCGGGAGUACUUCUCUGACCUGGAGCAGCACGAGCUGACCUUCCUGGCCAGUGAGAAGGCAGCUGCCUCUGAAAAUCAGGGUGGCAGUCAUGACGUUGCUACUUGGAGGUUCAUGGGUAGUUGUUAUAAGUAG
Symbiodinium sp. CCMP2592 is the source of this 4509-nucleotide messenger RNA. NCBI's taxonomy places the organism in Eukaryota, Dinophyceae, Suessiales, Symbiodiniaceae. The record is from the annotation of a GenBank genome assembly.